Molecule: messenger RNA, 1032 nt
Organism: Symbiodinium sp. CCMP2456
Lineage: Eukaryota; Dinophyceae; Suessiales; Symbiodiniaceae
Source: the annotation of a GenBank genome assembly
GAUGUCAACAUCCAGUACCGCGAUGCCGGAGUGCCAGAUAUCGAGGUACCGAGCGUGCUAAGCCGGGCUAUGGGUGGUGGCCAGGACGGGCUGCAAGAAUGUUUAUUCAUAGCCAUUUCGAAGCGAGACUCCCGUUGGAUGAAAAGGUUGGUGGCAUGUCAAGCGGACCCGGGACAGCCUUUCACCGACCCGGAGCAGCAUUUCACCGCCACGCCCCUGCACCUCACAGUCGACGAACGCUUUGUGGAAGGACUGAAGACUCUAUGCGAAUCCCGCGCGGAUGUCAAUAGGGCACUAGAAGGCUGCAGUUCACCGUUCUGGUCGAUGUUGGAGGACUUCCCGGAGGAAAGACCUUGGAGCCCAAGCGAUCGGGAGUGCUUGCAAGUCUUGAUCAUGGCACGCGCCAAGAUCAAUGACUUCAAUUUUCAACAACACACCCCGCUCACGUUUAUCGCCUCCGAGGCGAUCGAUGACGGCGAUUCUUGUAAAAUCCUCCAGAUUCUACUGGAGGGCAACGCAGAUCCAGACCGGUUCGACCAGGACGGGUUUUCGGCUCUGCACUACGCAGUAAAGUACGGCCACCAGCAGAUGACACGCCGGCUGAUCCACAACAGGGCGACUGUCGACAUCGCCGUCGGCCAGCCCACCCGAUACUUCGGCAAAACGGCGCUCACCUUCGCCAUUGAGCAGAGCGACACCCCGCUUGUGUCUACGCUUCUGCAGCUGUUUGCCGAUGUGCAGAAGGCGCUGGAAUGGAGCACCCUCCCGCUCUGGCAAGCCAUGGUCGGGCCGAGAUAUGAGGAGGUGAGGCAGCUGCUUCAGGACGCUCACCGCCUUGCCAUGAUAAGUGGGUCCGAGGAGGACCGCGUAGCCAGACAGCAGCGCGAGGAGUUUCAGAAUGCGGAGGGACCAAUUGCUGCGCUGCAGCCUGCCGUCGCCAUGAGGAUGCCAGCCAUCUGCGUAGAUACUUCGCUCGUCCAUGUCGACGUCACGAAGGUGCAGGUGUCGGUGACCUAUGAUCCAUGCGAUUGA